GUGCGCAAACUCCUAUGAAGCGCUCCAGAUGUGGACAUCGCCUGUGUCAGGCCGGUCAGACAUCCGCCGUGGACAGAAGCGAUCUAUCAUGUUACCUUUUGCCCUCUGCCUGUUUUUACUGCCUCUUUGUGGCGCGGUCUACGAGGGACCUUUGCUCCCCGAAAUGUCCAAUGGGACUUUUCACCACUUCUUCGUCCCGGACGGCGAUUAUGAGGAGACUGAAGACCCCGAGAAGUGUCAGAUGCUCUUCAAAUGGAUCGACCGCAGACCGUGUCCCCUGGAGGAGGACCAGGACACGGUUAUUAGAGAGGAUUUCAUCAUAGUAAAACAGCAGAUUGAAGACGCGGCGCGCGUUUUGGAGACUCUCGGAAAGAGCAUCUCGUUUGAUCUGGACGGAGAGGACAGCUACGGGAAAUAUCUGAAACGAGAGAUCGAGCAGAUCGGCGAGGCUUUCACAAACGUGGAGAAAUCUCUGCUGGAGCUGGAGAGCAAAUUCAAGCUGAGCCAGGAGACGGAGCAGAGAGAGGAGAGCGAGUUCAGCAGUAACUUCAUCAAGCCUGUGUAUGAUGUGAGGGAAACGCUGCAGGAGACGCUGGACAUCUCAUCCGGACUCAAGGAUAAACACGAGCUCAUCUCUCUGAUCGUGAGGAGUCACGGCUCCAGGCUAAGCAGACUGAAAAAUGACUAUCUGAAUGUUUAGACGUUCUGGACAGACUUCAGUCCACGUUGGAUUGUCAAUUUGUGAGUUUUUCUUUAAAGACGGAGCUCUAAAUGUUUCCCAUCUGAAAGUAUUUGGUGGUUUUGAGGUUCAUUUACUCUUAAUAGUUGUAAUAUGUUUCUUCAGAGAUUAAACAUCAGCUAUUUUUGCUUUA
Molecule: messenger RNA, 872 nt
Organism: Danio aesculapii
Lineage: Eukaryota; Metazoa; Chordata; Actinopteri; Cypriniformes; Danionidae
Gene: fibina
Product: fin bud initiation factor a
Exons: 1
Coding region: 29-700 (223 amino acids)
Source: RefSeq, a predicted model, not a curated record